AUGACCCCCUCAACCUGCUGCAAAACCUCCAGCGACGGCUCCUGCGCCUGCGCUGCCCAGGCCAAAUGCUCCUGCGGCAAGGAGUCCGCCCUGCACUGUACCUGCAACAAGGCGUCGACCGAGAACAGUGUUUCCGGGCCGCGGUGCUCGUGCCGCGCCCGCCCCGCCGGCCAGUGUACGUGCGAGCGUGCCGCCAGCGAGAACCACCCUGUGACUGGCGCGGCGUGUCCGUGUGGCGCGCGGCCGGAGACCUCGUGUACGUGUGAGAAGGCGGAGAAGGUGGAUGCUGCUGUGGAGGGGUUGGAGACGGAUUUUACUGCUAAGUAG
Aspergillus terreus NIH2624 is the source of this 327-nucleotide messenger RNA. Its product is annotated as putative copper resistance protein Crd2. The record is from RefSeq and is a predicted model, not a curated record. NCBI's taxonomy places the organism in Eukaryota, Fungi, Ascomycota, Eurotiomycetes, Eurotiales, Aspergillaceae. The coding region runs from base 1 to 327 and encodes 108 amino acids. The transcript has 2 exons.